AUGCCUCUUGACGCAUCCUCUCGUCUCCACUCCAUCACAGCCCUCUACGACGCCCGCAGCAACACAUACGACGAGAACCAUGUCCACGUCGACCAAGCGCGAGACUACCUCGUCUGGGCCGGGUUACGACCAGGCCAGAACGUGCUGGACCUAGCAUGCGGAACGGGCCUCGUGACACUGGGCGCGAAAUCUACAGUCGGCGAUUCGGGCGUGGUCGUCGGCGUCGACGUCAGCCCCGGGAUGCUCGACGAGGGGCGCCGCAAAGCCGACCGUGCCGGAUUGCAAGUCCGAUUUCUCGAGGGUGAUAUCCAGCACGUUGACGAGGUGCUGCUCGUGGGUGCGAGCACGACGAGCACGGCGAACGAAGUGACGCCGAGCAAUUCUUUCGACGUUAUUACGUGCGCCUCGGCGUUGAUCCUGCUCGACGACCCCGUCGACGCACUCAGGCGGUGGAAACCCCUCCUGAAACGGCCCGGCGGCAAGCUCGUCACGGACGUGCAGACCCGAUCGGCGAACCUGCUGAUGAACGUCUUCCGCCACGUCGCGGGACACCUGGGCACGAGCGUGCUCUGGGACGGCGGUGCCGCGAGGUACGAGGCCAUCGAGGACCUGGCGAGCGUGGUGCGUGACGCGGGAUACCACGUCGACAGGCUUUUCGAGACAAGGGCGUACGCCACGACGACCUACAAGCUCGACGAGGCCGGGGAGAUCUUUGACAGAGCCGUCGACGAGAAGGAGAUGUUUGCGCAGUUUGCCGGCACUGAGGGUGGCGUGAGGGAGCGUGCGAAGGCGUUGUUUGUGCAGCGGAUGAACGACUUGAGUGGCGGGAAAGACUCGUUGCUCGAGGAAACGAGGUUUUGGGUCGUGGUGGCCUCGGUGCCAGAUGAUACUACUACCUAG
Exophiala spinifera is the source of this 900-nucleotide messenger RNA. RefSeq lists its product as uncharacterized. Bases 1 to 900 code for a protein of 299 amino acids. NCBI's taxonomy places the organism in Eukaryota, Fungi, Ascomycota, Eurotiomycetes, Chaetothyriales, Herpotrichiellaceae. The record is from RefSeq and is a predicted model, not a curated record. The transcript has a single exon.